This is a messenger RNA of Monomorium pharaonis (pharaoh ant), 2200 nucleotides long. Its product is annotated as sodium channel protein Nach-like. The coding region runs from base 81 to 848 and encodes 255 amino acids. Gene Ontology annotation, molecular function: ligand-gated sodium channel activity. Gene Ontology annotation, biological process: sodium ion transmembrane transport. The record is from RefSeq and is a predicted model, not a curated record. The transcript has 5 exons. NCBI's taxonomy places the organism in Eukaryota, Metazoa, Arthropoda, Insecta, Hymenoptera, Formicidae. Gene Ontology annotation, cellular component: membrane.
UUAACUUAAUUAUUUCAAAACUUUGUUAACUUUGUUUUAAUUGAACUAGAGCCAAAACUAACGAACUUCUCACAACUGCUAUGUUCGGACCAAGAUCUGGUCUUAAAGUUGUUCUAAACAGAGAGUUUUUAAUCGAAGAUGAUGGCGUAGAAGAAAAAUAUGUCAAAUAUUCAACAAAUUCCGUCGGUCUUGUGAUGUACCCUCAUUAUCCUCUAGAAUAUGUCAGCAUAUUAGCUCCUAGACAAAUUUUACAAGCACAACAAGAACUACAGAUUGCCGUAACUCCAUUUCGCAAUAAGAAACUUAGCGGAUAUUAUAAACGAAAUCUUAAAGGUGAAAUGGUUCCAAUUUGCGCAGAUGAGAAAACUAAAAUAAAAUAUUUUCCUAAGUAUCGAUAUUCGAACUGCUUUACCAGCUGCUCUAUAGAGGCUAUUUUUCAGAGCUGUGGUUGCUUGCCAUACUAUUACACGCCUGUAGCUAAAAAAUUUUCUUUAAAGCUUUGCGAGUGGGAAGAUUUCCCGUGUCUUUACGCGAACGCAAACGAUACACGGAUUAUUCAAAAUGUUGUUAGAGAAAACUUUACGUGUGAAUGCAUAUCUCAGUGCCGAGUUGUACAAUAUAACUUACGAACUCUUACGCUUCCGCUAAAUGGUGCUCACGAUUUUAAUCCCUCGUUGUAUAAGAAUCUUUCGAAAGCUCAAUCUAUUCUAAGAGUAUUUAUGAAAUCCAGUACAUUCAGGGAAAUGGAAACAAUCCCAGUUGCUGAUGCAUUAUAUUUGCUAUGUAAGCGAUCGUUUCUAUUUUCAUAUAAUCUAUUUUACAAUGUCUUAAUGAAAAAAAUUUUUUAGCAUCGCUGGGCGGAAUAUUUAGCCUUUUCUUGGGAUGCAGUUUCAUAAGUGUUUUGGAGAUCUUUUACUUCACAGGAUUAUCUUUUUGUUCAAAGUUCAAGAAAUCAAAAUAAUGACCAAUAAAAAUUAAAUUAAUAGUUAAUAGUUAAGUCAUAAUAUCACCUUUUCCUUUAUUUAACAAGGGUCGCCGUAUGCGUGACUCUACGUUUCGUGAUGUUGGAAAUGCAACACUUAAACAAUUGAUCAAUGUCCGUAGGCGCCGCAAAGCGCUUUGACACCUCCGAUAAGGCCACGUGCAAAAAUACCAGGCGAUGCGAGCUGUUUCGAUUAUUCUGAAACCAUUCUCAAUCACCCUUACCACCUGACCAAUUAGUUCUAUUCCAAGAUUUUGGACAACUAAUGUGAACGAAUAGUUCGUUAAAUAGUUACGAAUACUUUACACUCACAAAUUCAUCAAGUCACUGCGCUAAAUAAAAGAGCUCACUUUAUGGUAUAAAACAUUCUAUACAUAGAUAACUUUUAAUAUUUUAUUGUGUAUUAUUUAUUUAUACGUACCGUAGACUAGGUAUUUUUCGUUGUUUCCGUGAGAGGCUGUAAAUAAAAGUUAAACGGUUCAAUCUUAAAUGUGUACGGUUUAAUUUUUAACUUAUUUACUUAAAACUGUUAAAAAUUGUAAGAUUCUAUAUUGCCAUGUAUAUUGUUGCCCUGUAUUUUAAAUAAGUAAUACAAUCAUUUUAUACUUUUCAUCACGUUUGUGGAAAAAUAAAUUUGUUUAAAAUAAAACUACGUUAUGUUUUGAUUAUCAGAUUUAUCUAUGUUUCAUCAAUUUUUCAAAACAUAAUAGAUUAUUUAAAGUUAACCUCGACAGGCUACGUUUGCAUGCUUGAUCAUAGCAAAACAACCUUCUACGUGAAGUGAUAAAAUCAACGUCAUUUUGAUCAAACAACAGUAUAAAACGAUACGCCGUAAAAGAAGCAUUAUCAAGCCAACAGCUCCAUACAAAAUAUUUUGCAAGUAGUGAACAUCAAAAGAGUAUUGAGAAAACUUAGAGUUUCAGCCUACCUGCAUCAUGAUAUCGAAUGCUUUACAACAUAAGCGACGUAGAGUGAAGAAGAUUACAGUGGAUCAUGUAGAAGUUCCGAAAAGAAUGAGGAGCAAUUUAUUUAAUGACGCUGAUGCAAUCCAAUUGUACAAUAGACAUAAUAUAGUAGUAAAAAAUAGAAAAGAAAUUACUCAUCAGCUUUUUCACGAAUAUCUAAAAGAAAGCUCGAUUCACGGCAUAAAGUACUUCAGUAAUUUAACAUUGAAAUCCAGCAUUAUUGGAAAGCUCUUCUGGAUUAUAAUCAUGAUCA